This is a messenger RNA of Ctenocephalides felis (cat flea), 973 nucleotides long. RefSeq names its product RNA-binding protein 48. The record is from RefSeq and is a predicted model, not a curated record. The coding region runs from base 100 to 894 and encodes 264 amino acids. Gene Ontology annotation, molecular function: nucleic acid binding. NCBI's taxonomy places the organism in Eukaryota, Metazoa, Arthropoda, Insecta, Siphonaptera, Pulicidae. The transcript is spliced from 2 exons. Gene Ontology annotation, cellular component: nucleoplasm.
CAACAAAAGUGAUCUUUUAAGGUUAUUAUCGCAAAUUAACAAAAACAAAUCUAUUAAAGCGAUCAAAAGUGUUUAAACUACCAUCAAUAUACUAUAAUAAUGUCAACUAAAGUACCACGACGGCUGGAUCAUCAUAAACAAUAUGAAUUAUGCACCUCGAGACCACCUUACAGACAAGGCCGUAAAUUAACAGCUGUCAAAGUUUACACAACCAAUAACGAAUCCGUGCAUUUGCUAGUCUUCGGAGUACCCAAAAUCAACCUACGUGCCGAACUUAAGAACUCUUGUCAAAAAUACGGAGACCUAGUUUCAAUCAACGUAACAAACGACUACGAAGUCGAGCUCUUUACAGAAUGUUUUCAUGUCGCCUACUACAACAUACAGUCUGCACGAAUAGCCAAGAAGAAACUAGACGACAGCUCUUUCUACGGGGGCAUCCUACACGUCUGUUACGCUCCUGAAUUUGAAACCCUUGAAGAAACCCGUGCAAAAUUGCUACAACGACGUAAAGACGUUUUCUAUAAAAUCAGAAAAGAUGCUAGUGAACAGUUUGAAGAACCUUACAACCCAAAUCAGAACAACAUUGUAACCAUUGAUCCGUAUAUUGAAGAAAACUAUGAGGAUGUUAUUGAACACAUUGAGGUCGAAGACGAUGAAGGGGUUACAACAACCAGUUACAAUAUAAAAGUUAUAUCAGUGCAAAAAGAUAAAAACAAUCCGAAUGAUGAAGAUGAUAUUACAACUAUAGAAGUAACGAGUACGCAACCUGUUGUUAAACGGAAACACAAUGAUGAUGGUGAUGACGAUGGAUCCACUCAGGAAGUUAAAGUGGUUAAAAAGAUUAUCAGAAUUGAUAAUGACGAAGAUGCUAACAGGAUAGUAUAUAGAGAGUAAAUUUUAUUUUAAUACUUAGAUUAUAUUCCACAAGAAUUAUUAUUAUGAAUAUUGUUACAAAUAAAAUGGUAAAAGAUAA